AUGGGCUCCAGGUUGGAAGAAAAAUCCAAGCUGGUUCGCAAACGGAUCGAAGGCCAUACCUUCCAAGAUGAAGGCGGCGAGGAGUAUGAAGGCAGCAAGUUUGGAGGAUUCUCUGACUACUUCCGCCGGAAGAAGAUCAAGCUACAGAAUCUCGAUGCCGAAGUGAGAGCUCAGACGUCCGACAAGCCGCAGAUCUUCAAGGGAGUGACUUGUCAUGUGAAUGGGUAUACACAACCCUCACUCAACGAUCUGCAUACCAUGAUCGUCCAGCAUGGCGGUGGCUUCCUGCAAUACUUGGACGGCAAGACCAUGGUCACGCAUAUCAUAGCCUCGAACCUUACGCCAAAGAAGAAGGAAGAGUUCAGACGGUACCGCAUAGUCAAGCCUGCGUGGGUGGUUGACAGCGUGAAAGCUGGAAAGCUGCUUCCUUGGAACGAGUACCGCAUGCUGGAUGAAGGUGUUGCGCAGAAAGUGCUCGGCUUCGAGAAUGGUCAGGUCGUGACUCAAGCGAACCGUCGGACUCAAGGCUAUCGAGAGCAGACCGAUGCGAGCUGGUAUACUAGCCAGUUCAAUGCUGCAUCUUCGACUGCCGGGCCGAGCAAGCCUGCUUUCGCCACGCAGACUGUGACUCCUUCUGAGGAGAUCGAAGACGACGAUGACUUUCCCUUGCCUGAACAAGCUGAGCCUCUCCCUGCCGAGCCAUCCACUGACCUGCAAACUCCGCCACCCACGAGUCCGCCUCCGCAUCAUUCGCCUGCAACACGCGACGAACCGGCGCAGACGAGGAAGCGCGAAUGGGAAGGUCUAGAACCGGACUACUCGAUGGCUGUGGUCAAAAACUCCAACGUCUGGGACUCUGUGUCGCCGUCGAAACUUGCCGCAAUGACUGCAGAGCAACAUAACAGCUUGAUCCUCUCGGAUCCGAACAUUCGCAAAUCGACUGUGGUCAACCCUGGAUUUCUGCAGCAAUACUACGACCAAUCUCGCCUUCAUCACCUUUCGACCUGGAAGGCAGACCUCAAAUCACAACUUCAAGCCAUUGCUGCGGAGACAUCGGCCUCUCAAAAGUCCAGGCAGAAACGACUACCAGGGCAACGACGCUACGUCAUGCACGUCGACUUUGACAGCUUCUUCGCGGCUGUGUCGCUCAAGAAGCACCCUGAGUACAAUGACAAACCAACUGUCGUUGCGCACGGAAAUGGCUCGGGCUCCGAAAUUGCAAGUUGCAACUAUCCCGCCCGCAAGUUCGGCAUCAGCAACGGCAUGUGGAUGAAGCGGGCGUUAGAGCUUUGCCCAGAGCUGAAGAUCUUACCAUACGACUUUCCUGCCUACGAGGACGCCAGUCGGAAGUUCUAUGACGCUAUUAUGGCGACAGGCGGCCUUGUGCAGAGUGUCAGUAUCGACGAAGCGCUCAUCGAUAUCAGCACGAUUUGCAUAGCCGAAAGUGGUCAAGACGGAGUGAAGCGGAGUGAGGGUGCGGUACAUCGCGAGCAGAGCAAGGCAGACGAGCUUGGUCAGAGACUAAGGGAUGAAGUGUUGGAGAAGACUGGAUGUGCAGUGUCGGUCGGCAUUGGAGCGAACAUCUUGCAAGCAAAAGUUGCCCUUCGUAAAGCGAAGCCUGCGGGUCAGUACCAGCUCAAGCCGGAAGACGUUCUCGAUUUCAUUGGACAGCUCGAGGUACAAAAACUACCCGGCGUGGCUUGGAGCAUUGGCGGCAAGCUUGAGGAGAUCGGCAUUAAGCUGGUCAAAGACAUCCGCGACGUGUCCCGAGAGCGACUCAUCAACACGCUCGGUCCCAAGACAGGCGAGAAGAUCUGGGAGUACGCUCGUGGUAUCGACAAGACCGAAGUCGGAGAUCAGGUUGUGAGAAAGUCCGUCUCUGCAGAAGUCAACUGGGGUGUUCGCUUCGAGAAUAAUGAUCAAGUCGAUGAAUUCAUGCAAGGGCUCUGCGGAGAGCUCAACAAGCGACUAGUCAAAGAACGAGUCAAAGGCAAGCAGUUGACCAUGAAAGUCAUGAGGAGAGCGGCCAAUGCCCCACUGGAUCCGCCGAAGCAUCUCGGUCACGGAAAGUGUGAUGUCUACAACAAAAGCUCGCAGUUGGGAGUAGCGACGAACGAUCCCUCUGUGAUUACGAAGGAGGCGAUAGCUAUGCUGCGGUCCUUCAAGAUAUCGCCGGGCGAACUGAGAGGAAUCGGCGUGCAAAUGCAGAAGCUGGAGCCGAUCAAGUCUGGUGUGGACGGUGUUGAUCAAGGGAGUCAAAGGAGACUGCAGUUCAAAGCUGGUCCAGUCGCAAAGCCAGUAGUCGAAGAUGAGCCUUCAAAGGCGGUGGAGGAUGCGAUUGUGGAUGACAUCAAGACACCGCAGAAGGCGCGCAUACCAGCGGCCAACCGACCCAGUGCCGCAUUCACGCCGAUCGAGCCAGGCACGCCAUCACGGAAACCACUCAACACUCUGGGAACGCAAUUCAUACUUCCAACACAGGUCGAUCCCGCUGUGCUCGCCGAACUCCCGGAAGACAUCCGCGCUAAGCUCGCGAAGCAUGUCCCGAAGCCCGAAGCAAAGAAGCUCGAUUUACUGCCGACUGCCAACGUACCCUCCCGCGCCCAGUCUCCCGCCGUUGGUCUCCCGACUUUGACGCAGAUUGAUCCUGAUAUCCUCUCCGCUUUACCGGAUGAUGUUCGCGAUGAGAUCCUCGGAUUCUACAACCAGCCUGCUCCUGCCAAGCGACCUGAGCAGGCUGUCCUUCCCCAGUCGCCUCGUAAGACUCGCACACUGCCCGCCCCACGCCAGCCCGUCAAACGAGGCCGCGGUCGUCCUCGCGGUGGAUCCCUCCUCUCGAAUCGCCUGCGCUCCGCCGCCGGCGAAAGCAGUACCCUCACACAGUCCAACUUCGUCUCACGCCCGUCCGUUCCCACCACAACUUCCGCCACGACCACCGACAACGAACUCGAAGACAUCGACCCCGAAGUCCUCGCCGCCCUCCCCGAAGACCUUCGACUCGAAGUCCUCGCCCAACAACGAUCCGCCAAACUCCAACGCACAGGCGGCAUCGACCUGUCCCUCCAUGCCCGCCCAAAGACCGGCAAAACGAAAAAGCUGACCAGCCACAUCCCCGGUGAAGUUCUCGCGACAGGUGAUCGACACUUUCUUCUACCUCCUCAUGCGCCGAAGCCGAGUUUCACGUCGAGGAAGUUGACGGAGGUUGAAGAAUUGAGGACAGCAAUCAAGGCUUGGUUUGAGGAGUUCCGAGAUGAGGGACCUUAUGGAGAGGAUGUGGAGGCUUUGGGAAAGUAUCUUGGGGAGGUUGUGGGCAGUGAGGGGGAUUUGGAGAAGGCGGUCAAGGUCGCGAAGUGGGUGGGGUUUGUUGUUGAGGAGGGAGUGGAGGAAUGGGAUGAGGAGGAUGUGGUUGGGAGGUGGAGGGAUGCGGUUGCGAGGGUAGAGGAGUGUGUUAGGCUGAAGGCGAGGGAGAGGGGAAUCGAGGGAGUGGUUUUUUGA
Zymoseptoria tritici IPO323 is the source of this 3495-nucleotide messenger RNA. RefSeq lists its product as uncharacterized. The transcript is spliced from 3 exons. The record is from RefSeq and is a predicted model, not a curated record. The coding region runs from base 1 to 3495 and encodes 1164 amino acids. Gene Ontology annotation, cellular component: nucleus. Gene Ontology annotation, molecular function: DNA-directed DNA polymerase activity; deoxycytidyl transferase activity; damaged DNA binding. Gene Ontology annotation, biological process: error-prone translesion synthesis; error-free translesion synthesis. NCBI's taxonomy places the organism in Eukaryota, Fungi, Ascomycota, Dothideomycetes, Mycosphaerellales, Mycosphaerellaceae.